Pararge aegeria (speckled wood butterfly) is the source of this 1302-nucleotide messenger RNA. RefSeq names its product JNK-interacting protein 1 (gene Aplip1). The transcript has 8 exons. Gene Ontology annotation, cellular component: cytoplasm. Gene Ontology annotation, biological process: regulation of JNK cascade. Gene Ontology annotation, molecular function: protein binding. The record is from RefSeq and is a predicted model, not a curated record. Bases 4 to 1302 code for a protein of 432 amino acids. NCBI's taxonomy places the organism in Eukaryota, Metazoa, Arthropoda, Insecta, Lepidoptera, Nymphalidae.
GACAUGGCCGAUAGUGAAUUUGAAGAAUUUCGCCGUGUUUUCGACAAGUUACCGCAGCAUAUUAAAGCACCCACACCGUUUUACUCGUUAGUCCCAAAUGUUGGUCUGGAGGACGAUUCUCCGUCGCCGAAGAGUGAGGUCACUCCGGAUGAAGAGUCUGGGGAAACCGAACCGGGAAAUGCUGGAAAUGAUGAUGUUUCUCCUGGAGCAGCAGAUGCCGCGGAAGCGCAAAGGAGUCCGCUCCACCAAGCGUUCGGGAACGGUGAAAGGCGGAGGAGGAAACUGCCAGAAAUCCCAAAAACCAGAAAACCGACAGUAAUAACAUCAGGCCAGCCCGCAUCCUUGGCUGAUGAAUUAGGAGCACUGACUGGUGUUCUUGGACGACCAGGGUGUCAGGGACGGCCUUUGCUGGUACUGAAAUGUGGAUACCUCCUGGAUGAAGACUCGAGUCCUGACUCUGAAAGGUUACAGAGCCUCGGAGAUGUUGACAGUGGGCACAGUACUGCACAUUCCCCUAUUGAUACCGGUCCGAAGAGUUUAUCACCGACACCUUUGCAGCAAAAUGUAUCACCAUCAUCCAGCUGCAGUAUCAGUGGCAUCAACUUCUCUGGUAACAUGACAACAGUUCCACACAGCCAAUUGGAAAUGUUAGAAGCCACGCACAGAGGUUUACACAAGUUCAAUCCAAGGCACCACGAUGAAAUAGAAGUUGAAAUUGGAGAUCCUAUUUACGUGCAAAAGGAGGCUGAAGAUUUAUGGUGUGAAGGUGUAAACUUACGAACAGGCCAGCAAGGUAUAUUUCCUUCAGCCUAUGCUGUUGACAUGGAUUACAAUGAUUUUGACCCCGCAAAUGCCAAAGUUAAACGAGAAAGAUACUUACUAGGGUACAUGGGCUCUGUGGAAACACUAGCACACAAAGGUACAGGAGUAGUUUGCCAAGCGGUGAAGAAAAUCGUAGGGGAAAGCAGUGGAGAGCCAGGGACACAACCCUGUAUUUUAGAAGUAUCAGAUCAGGGUUUACGGAUGGUUGAUCGGUCGAAGCCUAAUAGAACCCGUAGCAGUCCUUGCAUUGACUACUUUUAUUCACUGAAAAAUGUGUCGUUUUGCGCGUUUCAUCCCCGAGAUCACCGUUAUUUGGGAUUCAUCACUAAACAUCCGACACUGCAGAGAUUUGCUUGCCAUGUAUUUAGAGGACAAGAAUCUACGAGACCAGUCGCUGAAGCUGUAGGGCGAGCAUUCCAGAGGUUCUACCAGAAGUUCAUCGAAACUGCAUAUCCUAUCGAGGACAUUUACAUAGAGUAA